This is a messenger RNA of Drosophila grimshawi, 1819 nucleotides long. Its product is annotated as serine protease inhibitor 88Ea. Bases 253 to 1512 code for a protein of 419 amino acids. The record is from RefSeq and is a predicted model, not a curated record. The transcript is spliced from 3 exons. Lineage: Eukaryota; Metazoa; Arthropoda; Insecta; Diptera; Drosophilidae. Gene Ontology annotation, molecular function: serine-type endopeptidase inhibitor activity.
AGAUAAAUUAGCUACAGCAACUUUAGCAGCUUUGGGGAUAAUAGCAGCGUUGAUGAAUCAGCCUCAGGGGUCAUUUAUGACUCGCUCUCACUGCAUAAAUUUGCCGGCUUAACGAUUUUGCAUACAAUAAAACUGACAAUAAAAUAAACAAAAGAUUUCCAUGCGUGACGUGAAUAAUGACAAUCCACAAACGUAUAUAUUGCGGCAUGACCUGCUUCUAGUCACGUGUUUUCUCUGCUAUUUUUAAAGAGAAUGAAGGUGUGUCUUUCGCUGGUGCUUUCGCUGCUGCCGGCGCUGUUAAGCGCCGAGUUUUGUGGCAUCCAAUCGAAUCCAAGCAUGGUGAAUAUGCGCUUCCAGUUGUAUAGUGGAGAGCAGGAGUUCUCCGUGGCCAUGCUGGACGCCAUACGCAAGGCGACGCCCACCGAGAAUGUUUUCUUCUCGCCCUACAGCACGUACCAUGUACUGAUGUUGGCCUAUUUCGGCGCCACCGGCGAAACAGAGCAGGAGCUGACCAGGGCACUGCGCUUAAGCUGGGCAUCCUCCAAGGAGGAGGUGCGCAGCGCCUAUCGCAUGGAGAAACAGUUACGUGGUACCCGUGCCAAGAAUAUGCCACUGGAGUUCUCGUCCGCGGACCGUCUGUAUUUUGAUAACCGGGUGCAACUGGCCAGCUGUCUGGAUGAGCGUCUGCACGAAGAGAUCGUCAAGUUAAAUAUCAGGGAUAAUGUGGAGGAGACACGUCAACAGAUUAAUGGAUGGAUUGCUAAGGAAACACGUGACCAAAUUAAGGACAUGCUAUCCUCCGGCGAUAUCGAUUCAAACACUCAACUGGUGCUGGCCAAUGCUGCGUACUUCAAGGGACAGUGGCUUACUCGCUUCAAUGUCGACAAAACCGAACAGAUGCCCUUCUACACGUCCAGCGACAAGUAUUCGUUUGUGCCCAUGAUGAAGCAGAAGGGCAAUUUCCUAAUGCAUCCCGAUGAGCGUCUUGGCGCCCAUGUGCUGCAGCUGCCCUAUCGCACAUCCCAUAAGGAAGAUGACGAGAAUUCGGAAAUAUCAAUGGUUAUUAUACUGCCAUCCUUUGCCAAUGAUGCACUGGAACAAGUGCUGUCCAAGCUGAAUGCUACUACUCUGAAGGAUUCUUUAAAGGAAGCGUCGCAGCGUGAAAUUGAGAUCUCACUGCCAAAAUUUGAGUUUGAGCAGCGUCUGGAACUUGUGCCAAUUUUGCGUCAAAUGGGUGUCAAUCUGAUCUUUGAAAGCAACGCCAGCUUCAUGGACUUCAGCACGGACCAGAGCAUCAAUUUCGGCGAUGCCAAGCACGUGGCCAAGAUCAAGGUAGAUGAGGAGGGCUCCACAGCUGCGGCAGCCACUGUUCUGGUCAGCUUCCGUUCAGCUCGUCCUGCUGAGCCAACCAAAUUCGAGUGCAAUCAUCCGUUUGUCUUUUUGAUCUAUGAUCACUAUUCGAACGCAAUUCUGUUUACGGGCAUCUAUCGCGAUCCGAAGACAAUGAAGUAAAUUACACCUGGCCAACAAGGCUCGUGUCAAUGCCAGUGCUGUGUGUGUGUGUGUGCGUGUGCGCACAUCUCGUAAUAAUCGAAUUAACACUUAACCAAAUUCUGUGUCGAGCAUGCGCAUGUACCUAAAACUUUCUUAUUGUACGUGUAAAAUAAAUUAUAUGAACAUAGCUCCAAAAUGUAAUCUUUGUCAUUUUCAAAAAUUAAUAUUAUUUUGUGCCUUAAGCUUAAGGUUUAAACUAAUAAAUAUUUUAUUUAAAUAAAAAAAUCCGGAUCUUGAGCCGGUUAAACCAAAUAUCUUGGACAAA